UGAGUCAUCAGUCACACUCAGUCAAAAUUCAAGGUCGGUGGUCCGUACCUGUGUGUUAGUGUGCCUGUGACCUGAUGACCUCGUGCAAUUUACCAACUUUAAAUAAUAGCUAAAAAUGGCCAUGAGAGUUGACACGUUGGAUGAAGAUCUGAUUACUUGUCAAAUUUGUUUGUACGAAUUCGACGAGGAGAUUAAGAAACCCAAAUUUCUCCAAUGAUCCCACACCAUUUGUCUCGAGUGCUUCCAGGCUACACGCCGACAAGUCACAAUCACUUGCCCUUUCUGUCGGACGGUGACAUCAAAAUACAACAGAAAUGGAGCAGAAUGGAUUCUGCCAACAAAUCAAUAUGUUCUAAAGUUGAUCAAAAUGAAUAGAACUGAAGCGAUUUCCAUGCCAUCCACUGCAACAGUCAGGAAGUCUGUAGAAGAAGAGGCUGAUGAACAAUUGAUUCCUGCAGUGGCCAUUAGUGCUAGAGUGGUAGAAGAUGAGGAGUAUAACUCAAACUGGAUUGAAAUGAUGGAUGCCAGACUCCAGAGCUUAUUGAACCAGCAGCAGGAACACGUGAUUACAACAGCAGCAGCUACUGUACAACCAGCCAAUGAGGAUGAACAAUUGAGGCUUGCACUGGUCAUGAAUGGUAAAGAGAUGGAACAAGAAGCCUUGAAUGAAGCGAUGCACCAGAGCAUAUCGAACCAGCAGCAGAGAGUCAGGCGGAGUCGUGAUAGGCGUAACAGGCGUGAUAGGCGUAGCGUGAAUAGGCAUGGGGAAUCACAAAGGAAUGCGGUAGCAGCAACCCCUGCCAUCCAACCCACACCCGUGCCUAAUUCAACCAUUGACGAACUGCCGAUUGUGGAAAUAAUGCUCUCCUUGCUAUGUUUUUGUUUAACGGCAUUUCUCUGGUGGGGAUCGAGAUGGGGAUUGGGAUUCCGAUUAAACUCUUAA
Daphnia pulicaria is the source of this 943-nucleotide messenger RNA. RefSeq lists its product as uncharacterized. NCBI's taxonomy places the organism in Eukaryota, Metazoa, Arthropoda, Branchiopoda, Diplostraca, Daphniidae. Bases 368 to 943 code for a protein of 191 amino acids. The record is from RefSeq and is a predicted model, not a curated record. The transcript is spliced from 5 exons.